Messenger RNA from Drosophila elegans, 1580 nucleotides. It is a transcript of the gene Jra, whose product is annotated as transcription factor AP-1. Lineage: Eukaryota; Metazoa; Arthropoda; Insecta; Diptera; Drosophilidae. Gene Ontology annotation, biological process: regulation of transcription by RNA polymerase II; regulation of cell population proliferation; regulation of cell cycle. The record is from RefSeq and is a predicted model, not a curated record. Gene Ontology annotation, cellular component: transcription regulator complex. Gene Ontology annotation, molecular function: RNA polymerase II cis-regulatory region sequence-specific DNA binding; transcription factor binding; DNA-binding transcription factor activity, RNA polymerase II-specific. The transcript is spliced from 2 exons.
UUUUGUCCAGCUCUAUCGAAUUGCAGCCACUCUAAAAAAAACAACUGCGCGUAAUAAAUAUUUUUAUAAAUAAACCAAAUAAAUCACGCAAAAUUCCAGUCGUGACAGAUUAAACAAGAGAUUAAAAAGUGGUGAAACACAAACCAGCAAACAAGAAAGUACAGUUUACUUUAAUCGCACUCUCUGCGACCCAAAGUUCCCACCCUCUGCUAGAAAGAGUUUGACGUCAUCGACUGGGCAAACAUGAAAACCCCCGUUUCCGCUGCUGCGAAUUUAAGUAACCUGAAUGCUGGCAGUUCCGUUGCAACUGCCGUGCAGAUCGUACCGAAAACAGAGCCCAUUGGAGAAGAAGGUGGCCCCAUGUCGUUGGACUUUCAAGCACCAGGCCUCACAUCCACCCCCAAUCCCAAUAAGCGUCCCGGUUCCUUGGAUCUGAACAGCAAGGGUGCCAAGAAUAAGCGGAUCUUCGCGCCGUUGGUCAUUAACUCACCGGAUCUGCAGGCCAAGACCCUGAAUACACCCGAUCUCGAGAAGAUCCUGAUGUCCAACAACCUCAUCCAGACUCCACAGCCCGGCAAGGUUUUCCCCACCAAGGCGGGACCCGUCACCGUGGAGCAGGAGGCCUUUGGCAAGGGAUUCGAGGAGGCUCUUCAGAAUCUCCACACCAACUCGCAGGCUUUCCCGGCCGUCAAUCCAGCUCCCAGCAGCAAUACGGCCGCCGCUUCCGCCAUGACGGCGGUGAACAAUGGCAUCAGCGGAGGAACCUUCACCUACGCCAACUUGGCCGAUGGCUUCUCGGUGAUCAAGGACGAACCUGGCAACCCAGCCGGUUCGCCCACCGUCAGCCCCAUCGACAUGGAAACGCAGGAGAAGAUCAAGCUGGAGCGCAAGAGGCAGCGCAACCGUGUGGCCGCCUCCAAGUGCCGCAAACGCAAGCUGGAGCGCAUUUCGAAGCUGGAGGAUCGCGUGAAGGUCCUCAAGGGCGAGAACGUCGACCUGGCGAGCAUUGUAAAGAACCUCAAGGACCAUGUGGCGCAGCUGAAGCAGCAGGUGAUGGAGCACAUUGCUGCAGGCUGCACAGUUCCGCCAAAUUCGACGGCGGCCCUCCACGCGGAUCAAUAACAUAUGGACAUUGCCGAGGAGCCGUUGCAGAUGUCAGCCGGAGAGGACGAGGACGAAGAAGAUGUGGCACUGGAGACUGUAACUCCUUCGAAUCGAGAAGUUUCAGGGCAACCCAUUCCCCUAGAACUCUUUCUAAGUGCCACCACGAGUGCCUUGGAGUUGGAGGCCUCUGCCUCGCAGGAUAUCUCCAUGAAUGGCAGCGAUCUUCUGGAGGAGGAUAGCGAAAACGAAAGGCCACUAGUACUUUACAUCCUCUCGGACGACGCAAACUGAGAAUUUGGUGCCUUUCUUGACUUCGUACAACGGCUUUUGGUCACUAGCUGCAAUAUCUGGAAUGCUUUUUAAGUGUUUUGUUUACUUAGUUUUUAGUCUAAGCUAUAAUUAAUCAAGUAUUAUCUGUGUUGAACGUAAGAUAAUAUAAAAGUAAUGUAAAAAUACAAGUAUAUAUAUUUUCUGUA